Molecule: messenger RNA, 2292 nt
Organism: Opisthorchis viverrini
Lineage: Eukaryota; Metazoa; Platyhelminthes; Trematoda; Opisthorchiida; Opisthorchiidae
Exons: 6
Coding region: 1-2292 (763 amino acids)
Biological process (GO): DNA integration
Molecular function (GO): nucleic acid binding; zinc ion binding
Source: RefSeq, a predicted model, not a curated record
AUGUAUCACCCUGAAAUCACAGAGGAAAAUCACACACAAAAGUCCAUUACACAACAUUGUGUAUCCUGUGAAAAUCCCCGGGGUGUUGGAAUAGACGCUGUAUAUAUACGCCAAUACGUACGUGCUGGUUAUUACGGCUUCGCUGAAUUCUGGAUUUCUAGUUCGUCUGGUUACACCGAUAUACGUACGAAACUCAAUUCUCACAUUUUGGCGUUGCGAUUGGAACAAUUCACCACGCCUGCCGAAAGGAAACCAUUAGGUGUUAAUUUCACUGCGCGAGAUAUAGAGGAUUAUUUGGAACGGUUCGACAUAUGGUGUCUCACAAAAUCUGAUACGGAUGAUAAGAAACUCACGGUAUAUUUCCUACAUUUCGUUCGCAAGGAGGCGUAUACGUUGAUCAAGAAUUUAGUACAUCCUGAAUAUCCAACCGGUAUUUCCUACACUGCAUUGAGGAAAAAAGUCCUUCAACACUUCAAACCUACUAAUUUCGUAGCAGCCGAAAGAGCUAGGUUCAAUGUGUCGACCCGCUCCCAUCCUCAGUCGGUUCGUAAUUUCGUAUUGCAGCUGCAGACACAGGCAGCCAAAUGUGACUACGGUGCCCAACUGGAAGACCAGCAGCGUGAUAGACUCAUUGCUGGCCUUCAGCUGCCCGAAUUACAGCAGAGGCUGCUACUCUGUCCGGAUCAGAAAUUUCAAAAUAUUCGGAAAAUAUGUGAGCAGUAUGAAGAUGUGAAGCAUGUAACGAAGUCUGAGGAGGCGGUGGUGUUGAGGUAUUCUAAAAGAAAUAAUUCAAGGAUGCAGACGAACAACAAAUCCAAACCUCCAACAAAUUCUCGUGCCCCAAAUCCAUUAACACAUCACUUCACAGAUCCUGACCCUAAUCCGAUGGCUCGAAAAUUUGGGAAAUGCGAGUCUUGUGGACGAAACCAUUCCAGAUAUUCAUGCCCCCACAGACGAGCGAAGUGUUUUAUCUGCGGUAAAACGGGACACAUUCAACUUGUCUGUAAGUCCAAAAAAGUGUGUCACUUGACUUUUGACCCAAAUACUGACGUGAAGGCAUUAUCUGAAGAUAUUUCUACUCUUUCUCUGUCUGUUUUGUCCCAAAAUUCGUCACAUCUAACUGCAUUCUACCCCAGUGCCGUGAUAGUGCCUACAGAUGUUGACAUUCGCGGUAUCACUGGACAUUCUGUACCUCUAUUGCACGAUACCUGUGAGGUUACCCCAAGGUACCUCUAUCGAUUGUAUUUUUUUGGUUUCAACGUCGGGACCGUCGAUUAUUGGAUUCAAAGUUAUGCGCUCACUGCAAACAGUAUCACCUUACUGACUUCUGUGAAUGAGAAUGAACUCAAACAACUGAUUCUGAAAUGUUCUAAUGCUACAGGUGGCAUGCAAAUACCCAGGAGACUAAUUAUUCCAUUUGGCUUACGCGAGCCUGCUCUUCAAGCGUUUCAACGAGUUCAUGCUGACUACUGUGGUCGUUUUCUCGGUAAAUGCUAUGCAUUAAUUCUUAUUGACCUAUAUUCACGUUGGCCUCAAGUUUUUCUAACUAAGUCUCCAAGUGCCGAAUUCACUCAGCAAUCAUUGAGGAAAGUGUUCAGUCUUGAAUGUGUACCAACUGUUUCGGUCACUGACAACGGCACACACUUCACUGCAAAAUUCCUCGAGGAAUGGUUGAAAGGUCUUGGUUAUCGAGAUCUGUUUACUGUUCCGCGACGUCUCCAGUCGAAAGGAAUUGCUGAGAAUUUUGUCCGAACACUGAAGUCCGCCAUUAUUUCACUUUCUCCUACUACUUUUGUGGAGUUGGACCGUGGGACUGAUAAUUUUCUAAUGCAAUACAGGAACGCCGUUCAUUCCGUUACUGGAAAGAGUCCCUCGCUUCUAUUAAAAUCUCGUUCGUUGCGUACAAGUCGUGACUGUGUCAAAGCGACUGAUGUUACAUUUUUCAGGGGUAAUGAUUUACCACCUGCUACAGGAAUAGUACUUUCAUCAACUGGCAAACGAAUGGUCACAAUUCUCGAUUUGGAUGAUCUCUGUUAUCAUCGGAGACACAUUGACCAGGUUGAGUUCAAUACCAAAGGUCAGUCUGUUAACGGCAAUCCUGCUGUUUCAAAUACUAAUGAGUCCUUCAUGACCUUAUGGUAUCCGAACACAACGUAUUUGAAGAACACAGUCUGUGAAGAGUCUGAAGUUUCCAUUCCGAGAAGAUCCGAAGGUUUGAGAUCAAGACCACCACUGCACUAUAAACAUCCACACGCUCAUUCAAGGUGUGGCGGAUGUGAUGAACAUGACUGA